Molecule: messenger RNA, 1942 nt
Organism: Naegleria gruberi
Lineage: Eukaryota; Heterolobosea; Eutetramitea; Acrasida; Naegleriidae
Exons: 1
Coding region: 113-1939 (608 amino acids)
Source: RefSeq, a predicted model, not a curated record
CAUUUUUUGCUGAAGAGACAACAAUAUAUUGUAAUCUAGGUUCAUCAUCAGAUAACAACACAAUUAUCGCCCUGUAGUAAUAGUGUAAAGACAACAAUUAAUAACAAUAAUAAUGGCUGACUCUUCAAGUGAUCCAAAACAACAAGCAACUUCAUCUCAUCACGAUGAAGAAGAACUAGAAAACAACAACGCUGCAGCCUCAUCAUCAUCAGCUGCUGAUCAAAUGGUUGAUGAUGGAGAGGAAACAACAACAACAACUUCCACAACACCAAAGAAGAAGAAGGCUACUACUUCCAAGAGGAAAACACCUACUGUAGAAAAAAGAACAACACCUAGUAGAUCGAACAGAGGUAAAUUGCCAGAAUAUUUGGAAGAUUAUGAAGUGGGUGAAAUUGAUUUGAGACAAUUGAACAAGGCUGCAACAUCAUCAUCUUCAUCAUCCACACCAAAGAAAAAGACAGGCUCAUCUUCAACACCAAAGAAGAAAGCUACACCAAAGAGAAAAGCCGAAAGUGAAGACGAAUCUUCUUCUUCUUCUGAAAGUGAAGAAGAAAGAAUUGUUACACCAAAAAAGACACCAGUCAAAAAGGCAAAGAAAGUAACUCCUCGUGCAACUGGUAGUAGUGCAGCAGCAUCAUCAUCUUCUACUCCAUCAAGAGCAACUCCUUCCAGACCAACAAAUAUUUCACUCACAAAUUUACCAAGAGAUGAUAGUCACACAACUACUACAAGAACUCCUGGUAAUAGAUACUCUGAAUAUCAAAGUUCUCACAUUGAUUACGAAGAAGCACUGAGAAGAUUGUUAGCAAAAACACCUGGUAAUGAAUACAAGAGAGGUGAUGUUGAUGCAUCACAUUGGGCUAUUUCCAAUUUACCAACUGAAGAAUGUGAAUAUUUUGAUACCAAUGCUCUUGUAACAAAGAAGAUGACUUUAAAGGAAGUUUUACAAGGAUGUUAUUUCAUUGAAGGAAAUAGAACUUUCAAGACAGCUGAUGAAACACCUGCUAUUCAAAUUUGUUUUGUCUUUGAUACUACAGGUUCACAAAUUAAUAUUAUUGAUGAUUUGAAAUGGAAGUUGCAAAAUAUGUGUGAAAAAUUAUUACAGGAUGUUCCUGGACUUUUCAUUUCUUUAAUUGCUCACGGAGAUUAUGCCGAUUCAAGUUUAUUCUAUGUGAUGAAGAAAUUAGACUUUUCAAAUGAUAUUGAACAAAUAGUUAGUUUUGUUCAAUCUUUGAAAGGUACUGGUGGUUUAGACCCAGCAGAAUGUUAUGAAUUAGCUCUAAAAGAAGCAAAAACAUUAAGUUGGACUCCAAAGGACAAUGCUUUCACUCAAAGAUGUUUGGUUAUGAUUGGAGAUGAAGUUCCACACACAGCAACAGAAUAUUUCAAGAUUGACUGGCAAGAAGAAUGUCAAUCAUUAUUUAAUGACUAUCACAUCAAAAUUCACUCUGUACAAUGUCAGGCAAGACCUCAUGCUGAUCAAUUCUAUCAAUAUCUUGCUGAUGAAACUGGUGGUAAGAGAUUUGAACUAAAGGAUAUGGACUCUAUGCAAUCAAUGUUCUUAGGUUUGUGUUAUAGAGAAGCAGGUGAAUUCCAAAUGGUCAAUCCAGACAUGCAACAACAUUUACAAUCUUCUGAUUCAGCAAUUGUCAGACCUGAAGGCGAAGAAUUGACAGAUGAGGAAUUGAAAACUAUUCACGAAGCUAUCCACAACUCAACAAUUUCAUCAGUCACAAUUAAGGGUUCUGAAUAUGAAAUUACAACUAAUGAUGGUGCCUGUAGAUUUGUUCGUAUUGGAGAAAUUGUUUAUAUCGAACAAAACAAGGACAAAAAGACAAAAUAUGCCAAAAUGGCUCUCGAAGGAAGAAAGAUUACUUGGAUAACACACAAAGGAAAGUGGGGCUUAAUCGUUGAUGACGAAAUAAAGAGAUCAAUGUAAAGU